Molecule: messenger RNA, 2773 nt
Organism: Procambarus clarkii (red swamp crayfish)
Lineage: Eukaryota; Metazoa; Arthropoda; Malacostraca; Decapoda; Cambaridae
Source: RefSeq, a predicted model, not a curated record
AUGCCUUCCACUGCCAACCAUCAAGUGCCGUCCACUGCCAACCAUCCAAGUACCUUCCACUGCCAACCAUCCAAGUGCCGUCCACUGCCAACCAUCCAAGUACCUUCCACUGCCAACCACCCAAGUACCUUCCACUGCCAACCACCCAAGUGCCUUCCACUGCCAACCACCCAAGUGCCUUCCACUGCCAGCCACCCAAGUGCCUUCCACUGCCAACCACCCAAGUACCUUCCACUGCCAACCAUCCAAGUACCUUCCACUGCCAACCAUCCAAGUACCUUCCACUGCCAACCAUCCAAGUGCCGACCACUGCAAACCAUCCAAGUGCCGACCACUGCAAACCAUCCAAGUACCUUCCACUGUCAACCACCCAAGUGCCUUCCACUGUCAACCACCCAAGUGCCUUCCACUGCCAACCACCCAAGAACCUUCCACUGUCAACCACCCAAGAACCUUCCACUGCCAACCACCCAAGAACCUUCCACUGUCAACCACCCAAGAACCUUUCACUGCCAACCACCCAAGAACCUUCCACUGUCAACCACCCAAGUGCCUUCCACUGCCAACCACCCAAGAACCUUCCACUGUCAACCACCCAAGAACCUUCCACUGUCAACCACCCAAGAACCUUCCACUGUCAACCACCCAAGAACCUUCCACUGCCAACCACCCAAGAACCUUCCACUGUCAACCACCCAAGUGCCUUCCACUGCCAACCAUCCAAGUGCCUUCCACUGCCAACCACCCAAGUGCCUUCCACUGCCAACCAUCCAAGUGCCUUCCACUGCCUGCUGGCAGGUUGACUUCAAAACACUUGUGUGUGCCAUCAUGACGGAAGGCACUCCUCAUCUGUUCUUGCUGCUGCUGCUGCUGCUGCUGCUGCUGACGAAGGCAGGAGGCAACCACAGUGCAGCGAACAGCACUCACCACCACCCCACCAGGUCCCGGCGCACACCUGAGCACCCACACACUCACCUCACCACACCAGAGCUGAUCCAGGUCCGCGGGUACCCGGCCGAGGUCCACCACGUCACCACCGACGACGGCUACAUCCUAGAGAUGCAUCGCAUUCCGCAUGGCCGCAACGGCAGGAGACGGAGUAGCAAUGGCGAGCCUCGUGUGGUUUUCGUUAUGCAUGGCGUGCUCUUCUCUAGCGCGGGAUUUGUCUUGAACGACCCCGACCAAGCAUUAGCCUUUAUCCUAGCGGACGCGGGGUACGAUGUUUGGCUUGGCAACGCUAGAGGAACUUCAUAUGGUCGACGGCAUGUUAGUCUCUCUCCCAGCCAACCUGAGUUCUGGGACUUCAGUUUCAACGAGUUGGCGCGCUACGAUGUUCCCGCCAUGCUGCGCUAUGUGCGCAAGACAACGGGCGCUGCGCAGGUCGACUAUGUGGGCCACUCUCUCGGUGCGAGCAUUUUCUUCGCUGUGGUCAACUACCACCCAUACAUCAACUCCUGGGUGCGGGUUGUAGCAGCUAUGGCGCCAGCAGCACACAUCCGAGGCAGACAUGUCCCUAUGAGUCUUCUAUCACCCUUUGGCAGUGUUAUUGAUGAGCAGCUAACACGCUUGGGAAAGCUGGAGUUAUUUCCGUCGACGUACAAAUCCAUGGCAGCGUCCUCGGCCCUGUGUGGAGAGAGAACCUUCACCAGCCUCUUGUGUAUCAUCUUCUACUUCUCAAUAGCUGGUGGUAUCAACUCCGUCUACCUGGACAAGGAGUAUCUACCUGUUAUCUUCUCCCACUGGCCGGAUGGCAUCGGGCUCCACUUGUUCGUUCAUCUCCUACAGGUCCAUCGCUCAGGCGAAUUUCAAGCUUUCGACUUCGGCGAGGCGAGGAACUCGGCGGUGUACGGGACGCCUCACCCUCCGGAGUUCACCCUGAACGCCGUCACCGUCCCUGUUGGUGUCUUCUGGUCUGAAAACGACUGGGUUGCCGAUCCACAGGGGAUUCACCAGACGGUGGCGGAGUUACCGCAAGUCGUCCUCGACUAUCGGGUUCCUCUCUCAGACUUCAAUCACGCAGACUUCGUCUUGGCGGAGAAUGCCGCCCACCUCGUCUACCGCCAGGUGCUCCAGCUCCUGGACCGCUACGGAGACUGAGAAACAAUACACUAAUCCUCCUUCAUAUUUAUAGAACUCUGUGGUUAAUAAUUUAUUCAGUUAAUUUAUGUUUGUUAAUAUCGUUUUGCACAUAAAUAAUAAUAAAAUUCACAGGAGUCCGUGAUGAGGAUUCGAACCUAUGCGUUGGGUAUUACCAGACACACGAUCUAGCCGUCUAGGCCACAAUAAACAGGCUCAAAAAGAAUUGCAUCCUGGGGGUCUGCUGAGCCUACGAGGAUUCCACUGAAUUCAAACCAAGGCUUCACACAAUCAUCCCCCCCCCCUCUCAUCCAUUCUGACUUCUGUCAUCCAGGAAUUCUACCUCUAACGCCCCACUUUAAAUACACAGAGGAAAUCACAUUAACGUGAUAUAUAUUUCAAUGAGAUCUCAAUAAAGUGAUACAUAGCAAUGAGAAUAUAUCACAGUACCAUGGUAUAUAUCAAUGAGAAUAUAUCACAGUAACAUGGUAUAUAUCAAUGAGAAUAUAUCACGUUACAGCGACUUCUCUGUGUAUCAAUACUAAUGUUCCUUGAUCUCUUUGUAUGGAGUUAGAAUCAGUUCUGCUGUUUUUGACCCCUUAUGAUGUAGCAAAAACAAAUUGCGGAAGACCUAAUGGCCUUGUUUUGCUGUUAGUAGGCCUUCUGCAGUGUCUUCUUGUGACCUGAAGUACCUCAG